Molecule: messenger RNA, 555 nt
Organism: Parascedosporium putredinis
Lineage: Eukaryota; Fungi; Ascomycota; Sordariomycetes; Microascales; Microascaceae
Source: the annotation of a GenBank genome assembly
AUGCAAGGACUCUGCGUUCCUCAGCCUGGUCCUGGUUGGUCGUUUUCUUCAAAUUUCCCGGGCCCCAAGAACACGCCGGGCCAUACCGAGGCGCGCGAGGGUCACUCCUUCGGCAUGGCCGAACUUGGUCAAAGUGGCAUCCUGGCGUUGGCGUCUCUCAACCGCCCCAAAGAACCCUGCUGCAAUUGGCCCACAACGGCUGAUGACGAGGCGACCGACUCGGAUAGAAUCCAGCAGCAUGACCGGGGUGGUUCUCCCCCUCAAAGAGUCGUCGAUAUGAAUGGCGGUCACGUCAAGCUCGUCGGGCAGGACGGCCGCAAGGGGUUGUCCCACGUCCGGACCAGACUCAAAACGACACAAUAUGUCACUGAUCCACUCGCCGCUCAGAGACUACACAACUAUCUCAAUGAUGACGCAUUCAACAACGUUACGCUUCAGGCCUCGUCAUGGCAAGAGGAAAAGCCACAGGACCGGAUAAAGGCCCAUGCUGCACGUGUUCAGGCUUUCCUUGAGAAGAUGGAGCCGCGGCUACCCCUUGCGCACUCCCAACCCUAG